AUGACAACAAAUAGGAGCAGAGACGAAACGACGCCGCUUUCAUUGCCGGUAGGCUUCAAGUUCCAUCCCACGGAAGAAGAGCUAGUGAAUUACUAUUUGAAGAAGAAGAUUCACGGCGGAAAUGUGUCAGAGAUCAACCAAAUCAUCCCUUUCAUCGAACUCUGUGAACACAAGCCGGCUGAGCUUCCCGGUUUGUUGGGGACCAGUGCGACAGAGGAUCAUGACAUGGAGUGGUUCUUCUUCACAAGAAAUGCUUACAAGUACAACAAAAGCUGUCGAUCGAAUCGGAGCACGAAGAAGGGGUUCUGGAAGAUCACAGGCAAGGAGCGUGGGAUUAAGGCUCGGCAUUCCAAAGCUGUGAUUGGGAAGAAGAGGACUCUGACUUUUUACCAGGGUCGUGGGGAAGCCAAGAAGAAGAAGACCGACUGGGUCAUUCAUGAGUACUAUCUUCCUCGAAAUGAAGUUGUUUCCUGUUCGAAGCAGACAAAGGGAGACUUUGUUAUCUGUCGAUUGAAGAACAAAGCAGAUAAGAAGGAUUCUUCAGUUAGUAAUGAAGGGGAACCGGGUAGAGGCGAUGAUGGAAUGAAUCAAGAGGGAAAUGGUGAGUUGCUAAUUCAUCAACCUCAGCCUCUGGAUGACUGCUGCUCGUCAGCACUGUCGUCACCGGCAUCCCAAGAGCUGGAAGCUGUUCUGCAAACCAAUGGAACCAGUGGUGAUUGUCAUGAGUUGCAAUCACAGUUGGGUGAUAGUGAGUCUUGUCUUCUAGACAGGAAUGAAGUUUCAACCUGUGAUGAGGAUGAGACUGUGUCUGAUGUGUAUCCACAGCUUCGUGAUCCACCAGAAGAAAAUCUGGAUUCACUCUUGUGUGCACUUCAGCCACAAGAUUACCACCCUCCCAUACUGCAGUCACCAAUAUACACAAAGCCGGGAAAUGUUGCACAUCCACUUCAGCCACAGAAUGACCAGCCCUCGGUAAUAUUACAGUCACCAAUAUACACAAAGCCACACCACCCUCCCAUACUGCAGUCACCAAUAUACACAAAGCCGGGAAAUAUUACACAUCCACUUCAGCCACAGAAUUACCAGCCCUCGGUAAUAUUGCAGUCACCAAUAUACACAAAGCAGGGAAAUGUUUCAGAUGCCAGUCUCUACUAUGGUGAAUGCAAUAAUUGGCAAUCUGAAUCUACGAAAACAAUUUCAACCGAUAAAGUUGACAUACCAGUUAGACAUGUCAUGUCUAAUUUUGAGAAUCAAGCUCCAGAUUAUAGGAGUCCAGAGGUGCCUCAUCCUCAAACCGAAGUCAAUCUGGGAUCAGCGGUCCAUCCAUUCCAGCCGCAAGAUUCCACAGUACAGCCACUAAUGUACAUAAAAUUUGGAGAUGCUCUACAUAAUAUCGACUGCAAUGAGUUGCAAUCUUCGUUUGGUGAUAAUAACUUUUCUUUCACAAAGUUCUUGAAUAUAAAUUCUGCUUACCAGGAUUAUUACUCGUCUGACCAAACAGCACAGACUCCUUUCAAAGACUCCUGCCAAAAUCACUGGGAAGGGUCUACCAUGGGAUAG
This is a messenger RNA of Fragaria vesca subsp. vesca, 1560 nucleotides long. Its product is annotated as NAC domain-containing protein 74-like. The record is from RefSeq and is a predicted model, not a curated record. Gene Ontology annotation, molecular function: DNA binding. The coding region runs from base 1 to 1560 and encodes 519 amino acids. The transcript has 6 exons. Gene Ontology annotation, biological process: regulation of DNA-templated transcription. NCBI's taxonomy places the organism in Eukaryota, Viridiplantae, Streptophyta, Magnoliopsida, Rosales, Rosaceae.